AUGUCUAAGUUUUCAAUAAAAGAGUUACUUACAGUUGCACCUUCUAAAUUUGAAGAUGGCUUGGUCCAAACAAUACUAAAAUCAAAUGAUUUAUUUAACAAUGAUUAUUUUUCAUUAGAAGCCUCAAAGGAGAGUAAACUCAAAUGCCUGCUUGAAUACGCAUUUGAUAAAGAUACUAAAACUUAUUAUUUCACGGAAGAUAAAGAUCCUCAUCUUGAAUUUAUUUUCAAAGGCGUGUUCAAUUUAUCAGGUCUUGUUAUACAUUGUAUUUAUAACCCUUAUAUUAAGGAUUUUGAUGUUGUUGGUUCAAAAGACGGUAGGCAAUAUAAUUUGAUUUACUCUUACAGAAGCAUCAGUGAUGAAUUAUACGGGAACCGUAAAUUAUUCGAGUGUAAUCAAAGUGAAUUUUAUAAACGAAUUAGGAUCAACUUUCUGCGAGAUAGCUUAAAACAGAUCACUGGCUCCAUGUUUGAGCUAGAUAUAUUUGGUGCAUUUUUGCGGGUAGCUAUUCCAUCAUGUAUACUUCAAAAUGAACUAUCAUUGGGCUACGUAUCUCAUAUUAUAUCGUUCAUUUUAAUUAUUACAUAA
Trichomonas vaginalis G3 is the source of this 588-nucleotide messenger RNA. RefSeq names its product galactose-binding domain-like family. NCBI's taxonomy places the organism in Eukaryota, Parabasalia, Trichomonadida, Trichomonadidae. The record is from RefSeq and is a predicted model, not a curated record. The transcript has a single exon. Bases 1 to 588 code for a protein of 195 amino acids.